Manis pentadactyla (Chinese pangolin) is the source of this 8789-nucleotide messenger RNA. It is a transcript of the gene CCDC12, whose product is annotated as coiled-coil domain containing 12. The record is from RefSeq and is a predicted model, not a curated record. The coding region runs from base 67 to 567 and encodes 166 amino acids. The transcript has 7 exons. Gene Ontology annotation, cellular component: U2-type spliceosomal complex; post-mRNA release spliceosomal complex. NCBI's taxonomy places the organism in Eukaryota, Metazoa, Chordata, Mammalia, Pholidota, Manidae.
GUGAGAGGUUCAUCUACUCCUUGGACCAGCGCGCUGCCGGACGAGAGGAGGAGGAGGGUGGGUAAGAUGGCGGCUACUGCAGCCGGUGUGGGCCGGCUAGAGGAAGAGGCGUUGCGGCGAAAAGAACGACUGAAAGCCUUGCGAGAGAAAACCGGGCGCAAGGACAAGGAAGAUGGGGAGCCAAAGACCAAGCAGCUCAGAGAAGGGGAGGAGGAAAGCGAGAAGCACAGGGAACUCAGACUGCGGAACUAUGUCCCAGAGGAUGAGGAGCUGAAGAAGAGGAGGGUGCCCCAAGCCAAACCAGUUGCAGUGGAAGAGAAGGUGAGGGAGCAGCUGGAGGCCGCCAAGCCGGAGCCCAUCAUCGAGGAAGUGGACCUGGCCAACCUCGCACCCCGGAAGCCUGACUGGGACCUCAAGAGAGAUGUAGCCAAGAAGCUGGAGAAGCUAGAAAAGCGGACCCAGAGGGCCAUCGCUGAGCUGAUCCGUGAGAGGCUGAAAGGCCAGGAGGACAGCCUGGCCUCUGCAGUGGACGCCACCGCCGAACAAGAAGCCUGUGACUCUGACUGAGGCACACCCUGUCACCUCACCCCCUGUCAGGCAUGUCCUGUAGCGGGGUCUCCUGAGUGGCCUUUACCAGCCCGGGCAGGGGCAGGGCCAGCCGCAACGCUAUGGGUUGGCUGUGUCUGUACAUAUGUAUGUGUGUUAAACCUUUUUUUUUUAAAUCUCUGGAAAUAGAAGCAAGCAGACCCCUCUGUGUGGCACAAAUCUAUCAAAUAUUUUCUGAGUCCUUGGGGGUGCUGUGGAUCUGGGCCUGAAGACAGGGUGGCUACAGAGAUGAUGCUUAACAUAAGUAAGCUCUGUGCUGGGCUGAGCACGUCAAGGCUGGAGGGUGGGGAUGGCCCUGACCUGACCUUCUGGACCUGGUCCUGGGCCAGUCUUUGGUCCAUGGUGUCAUCUCAAUCCCUGGGGGACAGAGACAAGGCCUCGGAGAGUUCUCUGAAGACCUCCCACAGGCAUAUGCCGAGCAGGAGUCCGGGGGGACAGCCUGGGAAGACUCCCACCCUGGCCCUCUGUGGAGCCCUUCACAGUGGGAGAGAGGGAAGAGAUGGGGCCCACGAAAGGGGGAACUAUGCCCUGGCAACCCUGAACUCGGGGGUUCUCUAGAUUCAAGUUCCCAGGCCCUGUUCUUUUUCAUUCUUCCCAGCCCCGGGCAGCUCCUCUGCCCAUUUCACCAGUCAGACAUAGACUCUGGCUUCCCUGGGACACCCCCUGGCUGGGGGAGGAUGGCCCACUUCACUAGAGACCAGGGUACUGUAGGUUGGGUGUGGUCUUGGACCCUGGACCCCCAAGGUCUUGGCUUUAGGACCACGAGCUGCCUCUGUGGAGCUGCCUCUCCAGGGUGACUAGGUGGCCGCAGCUCUGACUCCAGGUACCUGUGGCCAGCUGGAAUUCAUCUCCUCCAGAAUGAUCACAUCCUCGAGCUUCCUUCAGGGAUUCUUGUUGAGCCUCCUGUCCCUGCCUGGAGUCAUCCCAGUGUGCUCUUCCCUCUGCUGAGUCCCAGCUACAAGCGGCCCAGCUGUCAUAGACAGUGCCAGGACUCGAGCCAUAGCAAUGGAGCGAUUGCACGCACGCAGUGAACAGCACACUCAUACAGUGAAAUAAAUGCUCUCAAGACUAUGCAACUGUCCUAAGAAGGUAAUGCUUAUGUAGAAAAGGAGCAGAAACUUGUAGCUGUGAGUGAGGGCUGAUGUGGUAGGUGGCUGGCUGUUAUGAUGAGCAGUAGAACAAGACGAGGACUCUGAUCUCACACGGGACAGGAUUCAGACAUGUCCACAGGUGUCAGGACUGGAACCAGGCACCCUCUGCAUAGCUGGGGUCUGGAACUGGGCUUCCUGUUCUAGGAAAAAAGUAUGGAAGAUGCCCCUCAUCUCCUGCAAGAUGGAAAGAUCCUGCAGUUGAAAGCAGAUGCUGGUCUGUGGCAGUGUAGGGCUCAGACACCUGGUGACUGGCAACUAGGCCCUGCUGAGCAUGAGGGCUGGGACUAGAGUAAGGAUAACCCUAUGGUAUGAGAGCUCAGAGAGCUAUUGAAAGUUUGUUCCUGCAUUUAUGGCCCUGUGUGCCCUACAAAAUAACUGGCCUAUGGGGUAAAGAAGAACAAAACUAUCAUGCAUGAAGGGCACUUAAGCAAAAAAUUACAAAAUAUGUGGGAAGAACAGAUGCCUUAAAGAAUGGCAAACAAGUGGGAGAAUUUAUACUCAAGAAAACUGAAAGUAUAACAUGUUAACAGGCUUUAAAAUGAGUGUUUAUUUUAUUACCAAAGAGAUAAAAGAAGAACUAACCCCAAUAUGAGAAAAGGGAUUAGGCAUAAGAAAGAAUUGAUUAGGACUCUCAGAAAUAAAGAAUGCUCAUUAGAAUAAACUCACUAGAAGAGCUAAAUAAUAACCAACAGUCAAAUAAGGGAUUAACAAAUUGGAAGUUAAGGCUGACGAUCUAAAAGGUGGCAAACAGAGAUGAAGAAGGCGAGAUAGAGGGUAGAUUGAGAACCUUGACAUGCUGAUAGGUGUCCUGUAGCUGGCAAGAGUUCGGGACCAGAAGCUGGAGAAAGAAGGUACUUGAAGAAGGAAUGUCAGAUCACUUCUGUUUCUGGCGUCAUAGCAGGACAGUUGCCUAGACUGAUCCUCCCUUUGCAAACAGAUAAAAAAUACUAGUAAUAUAAAUAAUGAUAACAAAUAUUUCUUAAAUGCCUCAAUGAUCUGGCAAGAAAAUAAGGAAGGCUCAGGCAAAAAGGUAAGAAAAGCAGCAGGUGCUGAAGCCUGGCUUUAUGUGGGUUUGCACAUGAAAAACCUCAAGCCAAGGAUGUGAAAUGGUCCUGGAAUGUGGUUGUCUUAGGCACUUGAUAGGAGAUGUAGAUCUUACCUGAAUGAACCCUUAUUCAUCUCAGCCCCUAAAGAAUCCCCACCAGUAAUGUUCCAAGAAAAAUGAGCAACUUACAGAUAACUUAACCAGAAUACACUAGUCAACAAAGCACCUAGAGGAAGAGACAUCAAAAAGAACAUGGUAGAAUCAGACUUGCAAAGAAUUUAGACAUCAGAAUUAGCCAGAUAAUAUAAAUGUUUUUAAAUGAUUUAAGGAGUAAAAGAGAGGCUUGACAAUGAGAAUUGUGAAGGCAAAAGAGCCCAAGUGGUGUUCUGGAAAUAAAAAGUAUUAUAGCAGUUGAGAAGUCUUGUAUCUGAAUUAAAGCUAAAGAGACAAUCUGUGAUUGGGAAGCUAGAUCUGUAGAGGUUAUCCAGAAUGCAGCCCAGUGAGAUCAACUUAAGAGAGAUGGAUAUAGAGUGAGAAGUUCCAACAUGAUAUGUGACUGGAGUUCCAGGAGAAAAAAUUUAAAAAGCAACAAUGGAGCAAAAUAGAGCAAAGGUAAUAUAUUUUUUUUAUGACAUGAACUUUUCAUCUUCACCAAUCCAGGAGUUAAGGAGGUCAGCAAAUCUCAAGCAUGGCAACAAAAAGCAAUCUACACUCAAAUGUUCUUUCUGUCUCUUGAUAUGGGUGGUGAUCAUAAAGUAUAUUCACUUUAUGAAUAUUUAUUGAGCUGUAUACAACAUUUGAAUACUUGUUAUAUGUUUCUUACAGCUCAGUAAGCAAGUUGGCUUAAAACUUUUUUCACACCUUGUGUAAUGAAUGAUCAAUUGCUGCAUACAAAUUAAUCAGAAACUCAGUGGCUUAGAACAACAAAUAAAUCUGACAAUUUCUGUGGGUCAGGAAUUCAGGAGAGGCUUAGCUGGUAGUUGUAGCUUGGGGCUCUGAGGCUACAGGCAUCUGAAGGCUCAGCUGGGGCCAAAGGAUCUGCUUCCAGGGCUGUGUCCACUCCCAGUGCUCACAGGAACGCUGAUAGAAGCAUAGCCCACACUCAAGUCCUUACCACAUGGUCCUCUCUGUAAAACUUGGCUAGAGUGUUGCCAUGUCAACUGGCCUUCCCCAGAGUGAGCAAAGAGAGAAAGCAGGAGGAAGUUUCAGGGCCUUUUAUGACCUGGCCUUAGAAGUGGUAUUCUGUCACAUUCUGUUUGUUAGAAGCAAGUGACUAUGUCCAGCCCACACUCAAGCGGUGAAGAAUUAGGUUCCAUCUCUGGAAGGGAGGUCUGCCUAAGAAUUUGUGGACUAUUUUAAAACUAUUAUAUACCUAGACACAUUAUAAUAAAUUGGCAGAACGAAAGACCAAGAGAAGAUCGUAAAAUGAGAAAAGAUGUAUUAUUUGCCCUGCAAGGAGCAACAAGGCAGCAGAUGUCUCAACCACAGCCAGUGUUCAGUGAGGUGAUACCUUCCCAUAUCCCUGUUAACUUGAUGAAAUUGUCAACUUAAAAUUAUAUACUGGGAGAAAAUACCUGACAAGAUAUUUUUAGGCAAAACCAGAGGUUUUUUCCCACGAGCAGCCUCACUCUAAAAGAAAAUCUUUGGGGGUAAUGAACAUACUCUAAAAUGGAUUGUGGUGAUUGUUGCACAAAUAGGUGAAUAUGCUAAAAGCCACUGGGUUUGUACACUUUAAAUGGAUGAACUGUGAGAGAUGUGCAUCUCAAUGAAGCUAAAUGAUGAAACAGAAGCAUUCUCUUUUUUAAAAAACUUCUAAAGGAGUUUCUUCAGCUUGUCCCUUGAAGGGACAUGAUUCCAGAUGGAAAAUCUGAGGUAUGAAAAGGGAUGAAAAGAAGAAAGUGUAAAUUUAAGUAAGCAAUGGCCUUACAAAACAAAAAUGUUUAUGGAAUAAAAGUAAAACGGGCUGCUUAGACUACAUAACAACAAUAGGAUAUAAGUCCAGAGGUGAGCGGGGCUUGGAGUAACAGCCCUCUUCGAAGCCCACUCAGAAGAGAAAAGACUUGAGUUAAUAAGACUGGUGUGUAGGCAGGCUGACGUUCCUAGGGUAGCUCUUUCAAAAGAGUAGAAGCAGAGUACUACUUCCAAAGCAACUGAGGAAAAAAAUGGGAUGAGAAAAAAUGGGAAAAGUAAAUGAAUCCAAAUGUAUCAUUAAUUAAAUUAGUAUACUAAAUCACUAUUUUUUAACUCAGUUUGUUGCCAUUUAAAAAAAGAAACCCAACCCAAACAGAAAGAUGAAAAGUAAAGGGAUUAGAAAAGCUGUAUCAAGCUCAGAACCAAAGGAAGCUGAGGCAGUGGAGGAAGGUCGGGGAGGCAGAGCUGCAGCUGGAUGUGGGGUGCUGUGGGGCGGCGGCCUCUCACCUGCCACAUGCAGAAAGGGGAGCGCGUGCACACCCUGUGGCCAGCAGUUCCGCUCUUAGUGUCCUAGAGAGCUGCACAGGGUACAUCAGGAGCCGGCACAGGAGUGCUUGUUCGUAAUACCACACACAGAACAAAACAGAUGUGAUAUGUUGUGAUUCUCAGUGGGAUACUCGAGUGAUGAAAUGAACUUCAGCCACUCACAAGACUGUGUCUAGAUUUCCAAAGAAGCAAGACACGGAAGAAACAGUAAAGAAGCCAUUUGUGUGAUGUUCCAAAACAGGCAGAGUAAAGCAGUAUUCUAAGAUUACACACAUGGAUGGCUGCAUCAGCGCAGAAAAGCGAGGUGAUGAACCUCCAUACCAGGCUUGCAGGGAGCUCUGGGAGGGGCCCUUUGGGGUAUUGAUGUUCUUGGCUUGAGUGAUGGGAAUUAAUUGUAUUCUCUAUUCAUUUUAUACACUUUUUUGUAUAUAUGCUGUAUUUCAUACACAAAUUUCUCAAAGAGGAAUUUUCAGAAUUCACAGCCUAAAUUACUACUUGAUGAGUUUGAAGUAGUUUUUUUAAUGGCCUCGUGCAGUUUUUCGGUGGUCUAGAUGAGAGCAUGGAGUGUAAAAAAAAUUAAAGUUUCGUGGGAAAGAAAGAUUACCUGUGAGUGAGUUUCAUUUUUCAUCAAUAGUAGAUACUAGAGGACAAUUUUUUCCUAAGUGCUAAGGAAACAAAUAUCAAUCUGCUUAAUUAUAAAUAAGAAGGGCAAGAUAGACAUUUUCAGGCUUAUGAUACCCAGUGUUUACUGUGCACAGAUCUUUGAUGAAAGAACUAAAGAAAGGAUGCUGCCUAGCAAGAGGCCCCGGGGAGGGGCCAGGUAGAGGGCUAUGGGAAUCAGGACUACACCUGGCACGCAUUCGCAAACAGCAUCUUGGAACAGGGAGGGGGUUAUUGUUCUUGUGUUAAGUCCAAGGUGGUACAGUGACCCCUUGAGGCCACCAGGGACACGAGUCACUUCUGUCUCCCAGCUGCCAUCGUUCACUGCCUAGGAGCCUUUGUACUCCCAGGUUUAAGCUACAGGCAGGAGAGGGACGGGUGAAGGGCAAGCCAGGUGGAGAAAGCGUGGCUUCAAGCCCAGUCCACCAGGCUUGCCUUCACAUUUGAUCAGCCAUUACUGUGUCAGAUCCAACCCUAACUGCAGACAUGUGGGAAGUCAGGGUCUUUUAAGCUGGGCAUAAUGCCACCAUGACUGAAACUGAGGUCUGUAAGAAAGGUAGAAAAGUGGGAAGGCAGCCAGCAGUGCCUGCCACAGGAUGUAGGAAGAAGUGGUGAGCGGAGAGACUGGCAAACAUUGCAGAAAUCAAUAAUUGGCUAACCUCUAGCGAGAUCGACAAAGACAUGAUGAAUCCCAAGAAUGAAAUAAGGCUACCUCUACAGAUGCCACAGACAUCAGAAAGACAGUAAGGGGAUAUUGUAAAACAAUUACCCACACAAAUCUCACAAGUCGGUGAAGUGGACCGGUUCCUUGAAAGGCACAAACUACUGUAAUUCACUAAAAUAAAAUACUUAUGUAGCUCUAACUAUUAAGGAUAUUGCAUUCAUAAUUCAUAAACCCCUGAGAGAAAAAUCUCCAAGCCCAGGUGCUUUUACUGGAGAAUCAAUAUACAGGUUUAAUGCAAUUCCUAUCAAAAUCCCAAGAAGAUAGAGAUAAGAUUAUUCUAAAAUGUAUCAGGAAAGGUAAAACUUGAAGCUUAAACAAUUUUUAACUAGAAAAAUGAAGCAGGAGGGGUCACUACCCAUUUUGAGACUUAUUUUACAGCCACAGUAGUCAAGAUAGUGGUAUUGGAAAGACAGGUGCAUACAUAAGUGGAAGGAAAUGGAGAACUCAGAAGCAGGCCCCCCCAAGUACAGCCAACUACUUUUUGAUAAAGGUGCCAGAUGAGCUCAGUGGAAGGAGGAUAGUCUUCUGCAAAUGGUGCUGGAACGACUGGACAUCCAUAAGCCAAAAAAAGACACCCAACCAAAAUCUCAGAUCUUGGACAAAUAUCUAAGGAAACCUUCAGGAUCUAGAGGUUGGUGACAAGUUCUUAGACUUGAGACUAAAAGCACAAUCCAUAAAGAAAAAAACUGAUAAAUUUGACUUAACCAAAAUGAAAAGCUUUUGCACCAACAAAUAUCUUGUUAAGAGAAUGAAAAGAAAAGGUACAGACUGAGAAAAUACUGGCAAACCUUAUUAUCUGAUAAAGAACUCAUAUCUGUAAAGAACUCUCCAGCUCAACAGUAAAAAAAUAAAAUCCAAUCGCAGAAUGGGCAAAAGACAUGAGAUGUUUCACCAAAGAGGAAAUAUAAAUGGCAAACACAUGGAAGAUGUUCAGCGUUACUAGCCAUUAGGGAAAUGCAAAUUAAGAUCAAGAUUGAUACUGCAUACCUAUUAGAACAAUUUAAAUAAAAGAUGGUGGUAAAAUCAAAUGUUGGCAUGGAUCUGGAGAAGCUGAAACUUGUAUAGUUGUGCUUGGUGGGACUGUAAAUUGACAGUUACUCUGUAAAGUAGUUUGGCAGUUUGUUAAAUACAACCGAGCAUCCAUCCUCUGGGUACUUAUCUCAGAGAAGGAAGAACUAUGUGCACACAAAUGGACAUAGCAAAUAUAAAAACUAUAUACACAAAUGUGCCUAGCAGCUUUAUUUAUGAUCACCAAAAGCUAGAGAGAGAGAGAAAAAAAACAGUGCCACAUACAUUACUGCUUAAUGAAUGCUGAAUGAUUUGAAUUUGUUGUUCAGGGUACAUCAGUUUUAAAAAAAUGAGCCCAGAUCUUCAACUUAAUGGAGGUCACCAAAUCCUCCUCAGAUGAAGAUCUAGAUCUUAAUUUCCCUUUCUGCAGUUUGGAAUUACAACACAAAAGUGGGUGAAAAGGUAUAAAUUUCUGACAUGUAGCAUGCAACGUAUGAGAAAGCAUUACUUUUAGUCCUGUCCUUUUGGUAGCAAUGAAAUGGAAAAUUAAGUAAGUUCUUACUGUUCUUGGAAAAAAAAAAAAAAAAAGCCAACCAGCCCACAAAAUGGCCUCCAGGGCCUGGUGAAAUCAUGGCGCAUCCAUCUCGUGGAACAGGACCUAGUGAUUAAAGGGAACACACUUGAUAAAGUGAGUGACUUGAAUGGGUCUCAAGGGUAUAAUGCCAAGUGAAAAUAUAUCAGAAGGUCACAUACUGCAUAUAAUCCCCUGUUUAUGUAACAUUCUUGAAGUGAUGACAAAGAGGAACGGAUCUGUGGUUACCAGGGACUGGGAAUGCAAGGGGCAAGUGUGACUAUGUAUAAAGGGGGAGCUUGCAGGUCUUUGUGGUGAUAGAACAGUCAUUGGUGGUGGUGAUUACAUGACUCUACACAUGAUAAAAUGUAGUGGAACUGUACACACGUGCUUGUGCCACAUUCCUGGUUUUCAUGUACCCACUGGGAAAGGACAUGGCCACUGGGGGAAGCUAGUGGGGUGAGUGGUACCCAGGAGUGCUCUGUACUAACUUUUAACUUCUGUGAAAUUUGAAAGGAAUUUCUAAAAUAUUUUCAGUGGUGAGUGAAUAAAAUGGUAAAACAUGUU